Molecule: messenger RNA, 1992 nt
Organism: Exophiala viscosa
Lineage: Eukaryota; Fungi; Ascomycota; Eurotiomycetes; Chaetothyriales; Herpotrichiellaceae
Product: RTA1 domain protein
Exons: 2
Coding region: 286-1656 (456 amino acids)
Cellular component (GO): membrane
Source: RefSeq, a predicted model, not a curated record
UGUUUGUUGUACAGCCCUGUGUUCCUUCCAAAAUAUCCAUAGCUAUGUUUAGGCGGCCAGGCCAGGCCAGGCGGUGAAUGACUUGCCGUCUUCACUGCUGCGGCCCUUUUCUCCUGCCAUGAAUGAAAGUGACAGAAGCAGCUUCCUUCUAUUCUUGGCAUUUGCAACUGCCCAAAAGAGUGAAGCCUCCGACUUCAAUCUUCAAUGUCACCGACUUCGAACCUCUCUCUUCCAAGCACAUUUGAUGCCCAAGCACUACUGACGUCUUAACUUUGACACAAAAUCAUGAGAGCCUCACUCCUCCUUACCUUCUCACUCUGGGGAACAGCAUUCCUGGCCGCUGCCCUUCCUACCCAAACGGCUUUACCUCAACAAAUAGCACCAUCAUCACUGGGCCCUACGCCUACACUGGCACUUCGGGCUGCUCUCCCUUCAUUCACGGGCGUUUCCGUCUCAUCAUACUCAUACAGCCAUAAAUCGUUAUCCCUCCAUCUGCCAACAUCUACCUGUGUCCAAACUAUCACGCCGGACAAGAAUGGCUACGUACCUCCAGGGAGCUGUGGAGCGCUGUGGGAUUACAAUCCUUCUUUUGGGGCAGCCAUCGUCUUCUCAGUCCUUUUCGGCAUGCUCCUGAUUGCUCACCUGGCGCAAGCUAUCGCGUACAGAAAGGGUUUCUGCUGGGUCAUCGUCAUGGCAUCGUUGUGGGAAUUUGCGUCCUAUGGUUUCCGGACUGCAGGUACCAGGCAUCAGCAGAGUAGUAGCCUCGCAACCGUAUCCCAGAUUUUGGUGUUGCUGGCACCCAUAUGGGUGAAUGCAUUCGCCUACAUGGUUUUUGCUCGCAUAGUGCAUUUCUUCUCGCCGACGAGAAAGGUGUGGAAGAUCAGUCCCUCCAUAUUGGCUUUCAUCUUCGUCAGCCUCGACAUCACUUCCUUCAUCAUUCAGCUGAUCGGCGGCGGUAUGGCUGGACCUGGGGCAUCUCCGGCAGCACAGCAAAAAGGUGUUCACAUUUACAUGGGCGGCAUUGGACUUCAGGAGUUUUUCAUCGUUUGCUUUUCGGCCCUUGUCAUCAAAUUCCACUUCGAACAGACGACAGCGGAAAAGACGGGUCGCUUGGCAGGUGACAAAUUGCGCUGGAAAUGGAUUCUCUAUGCCUUGUAUAUCUGUCUGCUGGCGAUCACCGUGCGCAUCAUUUUUCGCCUCAUCGAAUUCUCUCGUGGCUUUGGCACCAACAAUCCUCUCCCGCACAAAGAAGCUUACUUCUACGCUCUCGAAGCUCUACCUAUGUUCUUCGGUAUCCUGAUAUGGAACGCCAUACAUCCGGGAAGAUUCAUGCAAGGCCCAGAUGCGAAGUUACCACCGAGCUGGCUGAGUCGCAAACUCUGCUGUUGCUGCCAUCGAAAGGGCAAGUCCCGUGGUGGGCAUGAAAGAUUAGCGUCGAAUGCAAAUUACGAGGAGCUCAAGGCUUUACGAUCUAGGGACCCAUCUCCCGCGCAGGCUGAGAGACGUGGACAGCCUUACGACUACGAAUAUCAGCCAUCGGGAGAUACAUUGAAUGUGCGCGAGCCAUUCCGGCCCAUGGGUGCAUACAACCCACCGAGCCGAGGGGUCAGUCCUGCACGGUCAGCACCGCAACCUACAUCUUGGGUUGAUGCAUGAUGCCAGACUCGUGUAUUCACACCAUUGCGCUGUACGUGAAGUCGUCUACACAGGCUGGGGACCAAAAGAUAUGGGGCCAUGGCGUCAGUAGCCAGCAAUGCAUUUGUUCUCUUUAGGUAGGCGUCAUAAUAAAAGAACUGAAUGGAAUCAACCGGCGUUGCGUAUUGCUGUUACUCGUGAGCAGCCGGACCCUAGCUCUUUCUCAGCCGAUGAUUGUGUACUCUUAGGUCCGUGUUGACUGUUAUAUCAAGAGCAAUGACUGCAAUCCGAGUCGUAGACCGAAAGCGAGAGUGAGACUUUGAAUCGUACAUCACUACAUCACUUCGGAUCGAAUGG